Messenger RNA from Phacochoerus africanus (Common warthog), 2854 nucleotides. RefSeq names its product intercellular adhesion molecule 5-like. Lineage: Eukaryota; Metazoa; Chordata; Mammalia; Artiodactyla; Suidae. The coding region runs from base 176 to 1741 and encodes 521 amino acids. Gene Ontology annotation, cellular component: membrane. The transcript is spliced from 8 exons. Gene Ontology annotation, biological process: cell-cell adhesion. The record is from RefSeq and is a predicted model, not a curated record. Gene Ontology annotation, molecular function: integrin binding.
UCCUCGCGGCCGGGAGCGUCUUCGUGCGCCCUCGCCCGGCAGUGCCUACCUAACGGUCUGAACGCGUGGCUGGCGCCUGAGAGCGAAGCGCGCGAGGCCGCCCAGCGACCGAAGCGGCUGGAGCAUCGAGGAGUGGUCCUCAGUGAGAAUUUAGCUUUUGGCCCUUCUCAUAAGGAUGGAAGUGCUACUGUUUGGUGUCUGGGGCCUGCUGGCCUUGAUCCCUUGCCCAGAGGCCGCAGAAGAGCUAUUUGAGGUUUCUGUCUGGCCAAAUCAGGCCUUUGUAAAGUAUGGACAGUCCCUGAUGGUCAACUGUAGCACUACUUGCCCAGAUCCGGGACCCAGUGGAAUUGAGACCUUAUUAAAGAGAACCCAGGUGGGCAAAGGGCCUCAGUGGAAGGAGUUUCUCCUGGAAGAUGUCACACAGAAUUCCAUCGUGCAGUGCUUCUUCUCUUGCGCAGGAAUCCAAAAGGACAUAAGCCUUGGCAUCACUGUGUAUCAGCCACCAGAGCAGGUAAUCAUGGAGCUGCAGCCUGCAUGGGUGGCCGUGGAUGAAGCCUUUAUAGUGACAUGCCAUGUGCCCAGUGUCACACCUCUGGAGGACCUCACCCUUACACUUCUCCAGGAUGACCAAGAACUACAUAAAAAGAACUUUAGGAGCUUAUCUGCGGCCUCUCAAAGAGCUGAGAUCACCAUCAAUGUCAAAGCCCAAAUGGAGGAUGACAGGUGCAAUUUCUCCUGCCGCGCCGAGCUGGACCUGAGUUCACGUGGUGGAGGGCUUUUUCGCAAUAGCUCAGCAAUCAAGGUACUCCGAAUCUUUGAAUUCUCUCAGAGCCCCCAAAUCUGGGUGUCUUCACUUUUGGAGGUUGGGAUGGCAGAGACUGUGAGCUGUGAGGUGGCUAGGGUGUUCCCAGCUGAAGAGGUAGCGGUCCACAUGUUCCUGGGCGACCAGGAGCUGGACCCCUUCCUCUCCUGGGAGGGAGACACAGUAUGGGCCAAUGCCACCGUUCGGGCCACGGAGACCGGUGAUCAGGAGGUGUCUUGCCUUGUAUCUCUGGGUCCAGUGGAGCAGAAAACAAGAGAGCCAGUGCAUGUCUAUAGCUUCCCUCCCCCAGUCCUGGAGAUAGAAGAAUUAUACCCGUUGGCAGGGACAGAAAUUAACAUAACCUGCUCAGGGCAUGUAUUAACAUUCCCCAGCCCUACUCUUCGGCUCCAGGGAGCCCCAGAUCUCCCGCUCCCUGGGGAGCCUGCCUGGCUUUUACUUACCACCAGGGAGGAAGAUGAUGGCCGAAAUUUCUCCUGUGAGGCCUCUGUAGAGGUUCAGGGUCAGCGGUUGAGCAAAAGCACUGUGAUCCAGCUCCAUGUCUUAUACAAGCCACGAUUAGAGGAAUCUGGUUGUCCUGGCAACCAGACCUGGUUGGAAGGGAUGGAGCAAAGGCUCACCUGUGUCCCAAAGGGAAACCCGACGCCAGUCUUGAUGUGUACCUGGAAUGGAACGAUCUUUGACCUUGAAGUGCCCGAGAAGGCGACUCAGAACCACUCUAGGACCUACUGCUGCACAGCCACUAACCAGCUAGGCUCUGUCAGCAAAGACAUUGUGGUCAUUGUUCAAGCAGGACUGGAUGAAGGAGUCGGUUCCACCAUCUUCAUCAUCAUUAUUGUCGCCCUUGGAGGGGGUUUGAUCAUCAUAGCCCUGUACUUGAACUAUCGGCCCUGCAAAAUAGAGGAGGAAAUUGCCCUAUAGGCAGAAGGAGAAGAACAAAGAGGAGGAAAGCCAGUUUGCUGUUCAACAAGCAGAAAAGUACAGUGCACAUAAUUGUUACAUAGAACCUGAUAUUUGGUUGACGGCCACCUCUACUCCUGGGGUUUCCUCAGGGAGGGAAGAGGGGAUAGAGGAGAAAGGAAGAGACAGUCCUUUGUGUUCUGUGGUCCCCUAAAGCAAUGUUUCAGGCCUUCAUGUCCUCUGUAACCAAUGCACCCACAAGGUCAGCUCCUCAGAGUAGGAAGUUCAGUCUCAAUGUUCAGCCAGUGAGGGGGCCUUUGCCUCUUUGCUGCAUGCUCAGUCAGUCCACUCUAAGGGGCAGAAAAGAAGACCCUUCCUGCGCCUCCUCAUCCCAGGUCCCACUGCCCUUUGCUCCCAAACGUCAGACUGAAGACAUAGAAAUAUCUCUGAAGUACAACUCAUUUCUCAUGGUUUUCUCAUGACUACGUGGGAACCGAUUUCUUAGUCCAGAGACAGGACUUUGAAGGGAGUCAGUACCCUACAAAGGGCUAGGAAUCAGAGCCCUAUUCCUCCCUACACACCCCCCUGCUCCCCUAACCGGGGGUUCUGGAAUGCCGGCUCCCAGAGCUGAGCGUCUAGGCUCAGUGUCUAGCUAGGCUUCAAUUCACUAACCAUCUCUGUGUGCCUUAAGAGGAGUAUGAAAAUCAUAAAAAUCCCACACUGGGUCAGACAAGCAGCUUUCUCAGCCCAGUGUUCUGUCCCUGAAGUGGAAGGUUAGAGUGUUCCUGUGAAAUCGGGCUCCAGACAUCUCUGAAUUCCUUUUCGUAAUCCAUUAUAGAGUAAAUAAAUCAUCUGUGAGUUCAUGUUAAACAUACUAUUUUUUUUAACCUGUACUAGUUCUCAGGGUAGAGUUCAGUGUUUUUUUCUCCCUUUCCAUAAAGAACUAUAUAUUUUCAUAUGUCUGCAAACGAUUUCCUUUAAGCUUCAGGAGGACUCUUUCUAUGGCGUGUUCACUGUGUGAUUGAGCUUCCUUCUCUGUUCUUUGUAAAGAUUAUAUUCACUUCCUAGAGAAGACAUGAGGAAUUGUAAAACCAGGUAUUUUCUCCCAAAUCAGUCAGGUAUAGGUCACUGAAA